AUGUCAUGCAUUGUUCAGAUCUGUUCGAGUGCAUUUAUCACUACAACAUGGACAACACUACUUUAUGGAUAUGGACCCUCUGCAAACAAUCACCUGCAGCGUGAUCGACCUCUUCUCAGCAGUUUUUUGCCAACAGCCUUCAAUACUGAUUGGUUAUUGGAGUACGGUGACGAGUCUGACGGUUAUCUCAUUCGAAGUGUACCUCGUGCAUUUACUAAUACUACAUGUAAUUGUAUGAUUUCAGGAAAAUGUCAAGAAGCACUACGAAUCGGUCCACCAGGCAUCUUUUUACCCGGUCUUGUUGUUGGUUGUUUACCUUUCGAUGGACUACGCAUGUCCACACUUGAAUGCUUGUUGUCAUCGAUUUGUAUCUCCACCAUCCUCACUUAUCUUGAAUACUACACACAAAUAGAUGGAUCACCACCGAUCAAGUUCAUACCACCCACAGUAUUGCCCUGGACUAUAUCUCCAUUAGACGACUCAAUCCCUUCGCGUUUUUCAAAGAAUACUUCAAUUGGUACGCUCAUUGACGAAUUCUUUAUCGAGGAGUGGACAAAUACAAGUUCAUACGAAGAUUAUUUUGCUGCAUGUGCACCAACUCAUUGCAAUUUUGAAUAUGUUACACGCAAUAAUCUCUUGUACGUGCCUACAUCAGUACUUGGUCUCUAUGGUGGUCUUACGAUUGGCUUACGAUUCAUCAUCUGGAAUAUGACAAGAAUUUAUCAAUUGAUGAAAAGGCGUAUUCAAUCUCGUCGAGUUGCUGCACAAUUAUGA
Rotaria sp. Silwood2 is the source of this 774-nucleotide messenger RNA. NCBI's taxonomy places the organism in Eukaryota, Metazoa, Rotifera, Eurotatoria, Philodinida, Philodinidae. The record is from the annotation of a GenBank genome assembly.